Messenger RNA from Labeo rohita (rohu), 2583 nucleotides. RefSeq names its product extracellular calcium-sensing receptor. Gene Ontology annotation, biological process: G protein-coupled receptor signaling pathway. Bases 1 to 2583 code for a protein of 860 amino acids. The record is from RefSeq and is a predicted model, not a curated record. Gene Ontology annotation, molecular function: G protein-coupled receptor activity. The transcript has 6 exons. Gene Ontology annotation, cellular component: membrane. NCBI's taxonomy places the organism in Eukaryota, Metazoa, Chordata, Actinopteri, Cypriniformes, Cyprinidae.
AUGCAGGCAUCAGAGAGCAUGACUGUCCUGCUCACAUGGCUUCUUCUAGUUCACCAUCUCAGCGUACUCACUCCUGUACACGCUUUGAAAUGUGUCCUGCAAAAUGACUUUGAUCCAGGCCUCAUGGCAAAUGGAGAUUUUAUAAUAGGUGGUAUUUUUCCCUUACACUAUAAUCAGGAAAUGCCAGACCUCAACUGUACUUACAAACCGGGGCCAGUUAAAUGUAAUGGAUUUGAUCCGAGAGCUUUCCGCUGGGCCCUUACUAUGAAACUUGCUGUAGAAGAAAUAAACAGUCGAGCUGAUCUCCUACCUAACUUCAGUCUGGGUUACAAAAUCUUUGACUCGUGUGCAUAUCCUCUGACAGGGCAGAGAUCAGCAGUUGCUGUUCUAAAUGGGGCAACUGAGCAAGAAAGUCCUAUGUGUGAAGGCGCUGGUCCACUGCUUGCUAUCAUUGGAGAAUCUGGAUCAGCUCAGACAAUUGUAGUUUCAAGAAUAUUGAGGCCUUUCAGGAUCCCAAUGAUCAGUUAUUUUUCAUCCUGUGCCUGUUUGAGUGACAGGAGAGAAUUCCCCACUUUCUUCAGAGUCAUCCCUAGUGAUGCUUAUCAAGUAAGGGCCAUUGCAAAACUCCUGCUGCAUUUUAAGUGGACCUGGGUGGGAGUGGUACGAGGAGAUCACGAGUAUGGUCGUUUUGCUCUUCAGGGCUUGCUGAAGGAGCUGGAGGGUACUGGAGUAUGUGUUGCUUAUCAGGAGAUGAUUCCUCUGUUAUACGAGCGUCAAAGGGCACUGGAAAUCAUUAGUGUCAUGAGCCACUCCACUGCUCGGGUGGUAGUGGUGUUCUCAGCUGAAGGGGAGCUCACGCCCUUCUUGAGAGACUACAUGGAACAGAAUGUCACUGGGAUACAGUGGAUUGCUAGUGAGGCAUGGGUUACAGCCUCUGUGUUCACAGGAAGUGAAUAUUACCCUUUCUUGGGAGGGACCAUUGGAUUUGGCAUACGACAGGGCCAAAUCCCUGGGUUAAGAGAGUAUCUUACAACAGUGAACCCAGAAAGUUACCCCUCAAAUUCUCUGGUUCACGAGCUGUGGGGGGCUUUAUAUGGCUGUUCCCUCUCCAGUUCCAGCUUGGAUAGUCAUCUGCCCACCUGUACAGGGCAGGAAACUCUAAGGGUGCAGCACUCUGCCUAUUUUAACACUUCCAGCCCCCGCAUUUCGUAUAAUGUUUAUAAAGGAGUGUAUGCCAUUGCUCAUUCCCUGCAUAAUCUUAUUCACUGUACACCUGGAAAAGGGCCAUUCAGUAACUCCACAUGUGCAAACGUGCAUAAUGUCUACCCAUGGCAGUUACAGCAGUAUCUCCAAGAGGUGUCAUUCACUAUUUCAGGAGAGACUGUGAACUUCGACAUGAAAGGCGAUUCUAUUCCAUCUUAUGACCUCAUAAACUGGCAGAGGGGCUCAGCUGGAAAUAUUGAGUUUGUUAAUGUGGGCAUGUUUGAUGGCGCACAGGAAUCUGGCCAAGAACUGGUCAUCCAGGAGAAGGCUAUCAUGUGGCCCGGCCAUCAGACUGAGGUGCUGGUGUCUGUGUGCAGCAACAGCUGUGCUCCAGGAUUCAGGAAAGCUGUCCGGCGUGGCCAGCCUCUGUGCUGCUUUGACUGUGUACCAUGUGACAGUGGCAAAAUCAGUAAUAAGACAGAUUCAGUAGAGUGUAUGGCCUGUUCUGAAGAUUACUGGUCAAAUGCUGACGGAACAGUGUGUAUUCCAAAAAUGGUUGAAUACCUGUCCCAUGAUGCAAUGGGAUUGACCCUAUCAGUAAUAGCUGUAGUGGGAGCGUGCCUCACGUUAGCUGUGUUUGCUGUAUUUCUCUAUUACAGAAACACUCCUGUAGUACGCAUAAAUAAUUCAGAACUCAGUUUUUUCAUCUUGUUAUCACUGACUCUGUGCUUUCUCUGUGCUUUGGUGUUUAUUGGGGAACCUACAUACUGGUCCUGCAUGCUGCGACACACUGCUUUCAGCAUCACUUUCUCCCUCUGUAUCUCCUGCAUCCUGGGAAAGACUUUAGUGGUUUUGGCAGCUUUCACAGCUACCCGACCUGGAAACAAUAUAAUGAAGUGGUUGGGCCCCACACAGCAGAGAAUAAUCAUCUUCUGUUGCACUCUGGUCCAGGUGGUCAUAUGUACUGCCUGGCUUGUAGCAUCCCCUCCUUUCCCCUUUAGAAACACUACAUAUCAACAGUCCAAGAUCAUCCUGGAUUGCAGUGUGGGCUCUGAUCUAGCCUUCUGGUGUGUGUUGGGAUAUAUUGGCCUCUUGGCUUGUGUUUGUUUUUUUCUAGCUUUUCUGGCCCGGAAGUUGCCAGGCAAUUUUAAUGAGGCCAAGUACAUCACCUUCAGCAUGCUUAUAUUUUGUGCGGUGUGGCUGGCAUUUGUACCUGCAUAUGUCAGUUCACCUGGUAAAUUUACAACUGCUGUGGAGAUUUUUGCAAUUUUAGCAUCUAGUUUUGGUCUCCUCUUCUGCUUGUUCACCCCCAAGGUUUAUAUAAUUUUAAUAAAGCCUGAGAAAAACACCAAGCAACAUCUAAUGGGAAAAGACAAAUAA